This is a messenger RNA of Balearica regulorum gibbericeps (East African grey crowned-crane), 2665 nucleotides long. The record is from RefSeq and is a predicted model, not a curated record. NCBI's taxonomy places the organism in Eukaryota, Metazoa, Chordata, Aves, Gruiformes, Gruidae.
AUGGAUUUCUUCCUUACAACUGUCCAUCAACAUGCUAGCUUGGGAAUUGCAUCCCACAUCCUUGUGACUAUUGAGGCUUCUGACGACGCUCAUGGUGUGUUUGAGUUCAGUGCUGAGUCACUCUCAGUAAAUGGAACUGAGCCUGAAGAUGAACGGAGCGAUAUUGUGCUGCAGGUUGUGCGAACACAUGGGGCCUUGUCUCAGGUGACACUGCAUUGGAUCAUAGUCUGUGAUCUUAGCAAAGACCUGAUCUCUAUGGAUGGGAAUGUAACAUUUGAUGUUGGCCAAGAGAGAGCGAACAUUACAGUGCAGGUUUCUCCUGAUGAAGUUCCUGAAUUGGAUAAGGUGUUUUCAGUUUUGAUCGUCAAUGUCUCCAGUGGUCGUCUUGGAAAUCAUACUAAUGCAACAUUAACUAUUUUAGCUAAUGAUGAUCCAUAUGGAGUCUUCAUCUUUUCUGAGCAAAACAGACCAAUAAAAGUUGAGGAAGAAACAAAUAAUAUCUCCUUGUCAAUAAUAAGGCGUGGUGGUCUCCUCGGUACAGUAAUGGUAACAUACAGAACUAUUGGCGAUGAUGAAAAGUCACCCUUUCUUCUGCCUGAUGUUGUUAGAGCAAUAGAGGGAAAAGAUUAUAUACCCAUUACAGGUUAUAUGAUCUUUGCACCCAAUGAAAGCGAGGCCACAAUAUCUUUGCCUAUUUUGGAUGAUGAUGAUCCUGAGAAGUCAGAAUCUAUUUUUGUGGAGCUAAGCAGUAUUGUUUUGAUUGAGAAAGUACAGGAUCGGCCAAUUGUAAAUUCUCCUCGACUUGGAAAAGUGGGUGAGACAAUAGCUCAUGUAAUUAUCAAUGCCAAUGAUGAUGCUUUUGGAACACUUCAGCUUUCAGCUUCAACUGUGCGAGUUGCUGAAAAUUAUGUUGGACCAAUCAUUAACGUGACCAGAACUGGGGGAUUAUUUGCAGAUGUUUCUGUGAAAUUUAAAGCUAUGCCAAUAACUGCAACAGCUGGUGAGGACUACAGUGUAGCCUCAUCGGAUGUUGUCUUACUUGAAGGAGAAACAAGUAAAGCUGUGCCAAUUUAUAUAAUCAAUGAUAUCAAUCCUGAAGUGGAGGAGUCAUUUUAUGUUCAGCUGCUGAAUCAAACAACAGGAGGAGCCUUGCUUGGAUCUUUGACUAGGGCGAUCAUAACUAUUGAGGCUUCUGAUGACCCAUUUGGAUCCUUUGUUUUUCAGAUCACCGAAUUCACUGUGGAGGAGCCUGAAUUUGGAUCAGUAACCAUAAGUCUGCCAAUAAUCCGCAACGCUGGGACACUGGGUAAUGUUACCGUUCAGUGGGUUGCUACCGUUAAUGGACAUCCUGCUGAUGCUGACUUGCAGGUCGCCUUGGGUAAUAUUACUUUUGCCCCUGGGGAAGCCAUUCAGAUGUUGCUGUUGGAAAUCCUGGCUGAUGAUGUUCCAGAAAUAGAAGAAAUUGUCCAUGUAGAAUUAACUCAGGCCUCCAAUGGUGGUGCUAUUGGGUUAGAUGGCGUGGCAAAUAUUAUAAUUCCUGCCAAUGAUAAUCCUUAUGGCACAGUUUUCUUUCAUCAAUCCUUAUAUCGAAUUCAGGAGCCACUAGAAAGAAAUUUGCUUGCAAAUAUAACAGUCAGGCGAAGCGGGGGAAGGUUUGGUCAGCUGCAGAUAUUUUACAGCACUUCUGAGACUGACGUCGUAGCUCUUGCCAUUGAGCAUGGUCAGGAUAUCCUGGCCUUUUAUGAGUCUCCUGUACAAGGAAUUCCUGACCAACCAUCCACGACCAGAAUAAACGUGUCGGCAGCAAGUGACCCGCUGUACGCCUGUGCAACUCAGUGCCUAAAAGAACAAGUGUGUUCAGCCUUUACAUUUUCCAGUGCCUCUGAGAUUCCUCUCUGCCUUUGGCUGACAUCAGAGCUCAGCCCAUUUGCUAACACUUCAGGAUUCUGGACCUACAAGAAAAACGUCACCAGUGCAUCUGCUCUCUUUAGCACACAAGCCAUUGCUGGUAGUGACUAUGAACCUGUUACAGGACAGUGGGCCAUAAUGGAGGAAGGGGAAGAGUUUGCAAAUCUCACAGUUACCGUUCUCCCUGACAGUUUGCCAGAGUUGGAUGAGAAAUUCACUGUAUCGCUUUUGAAAGUUGAACUGAUGAACGUCUCAGCCAGCUUAAAAAAUCAGCCGACUAUAGGACAGCCAAAUACUUCCACAGUUAUCAUAAUGAUGAAUGGAGAUGCAUUUGGAGUAUUUAAGAUCUACAGCAUAAGUCCCAAUGCGACAGAAAAAGGUCUGUAUGUCGAAGUAGAAGAACGUCCUCAGACCAACGUGCAGCUAAUGAUACAUAGGACAGAAGGCAGCCUGGGACAGGUGAUGGUGGAAUGGCAUGUGGUUGGUGGAACUGCUACCCCAAACUUGGAUUUUGUAGGUGUUGGUGAGAUUCUGGUGUUCGCUGAAGGGGAAACAAAAAAGGUGGUCACACUGACCAUUUUAGAUGAUCCAGAGCCAGAGGAUAAUGAAAGUAUCAUAAUCAGCCUGGUCCAUACUGAAGGAGGGAGUCGUAUUCUGCCCAGUUUUGACACAGUCACAGUGAUUAUUCUGGCAAGUGACAAUGUGGCAGGAAUUAUUAGUUUCCAGACAGCCUCGAGAUCUGUUAUUGGUCAUGAAG